Molecule: messenger RNA, 3833 nt
Organism: Electrophorus electricus (electric eel)
Lineage: Eukaryota; Metazoa; Chordata; Actinopteri; Gymnotiformes; Gymnotidae
Gene: slc4a4a
Product: solute carrier family 4 member 4a
Biological process (GO): regulation of intracellular pH; transmembrane transport; monoatomic anion transport
Cellular component (GO): plasma membrane; basolateral plasma membrane
Molecular function (GO): solute:inorganic anion antiporter activity; sodium:bicarbonate symporter activity; monoatomic anion transmembrane transporter activity
Source: RefSeq, a predicted model, not a curated record
AUGAAGUUGGUAACGUGUAGCGUACUCACGGAGAAUAUAUACAUAUAUACUUCAGGACGUAAUGUAGACGGCUGUUAAUUUGGAAGCGAACGGCAAAAAGCAAAGGCAAAUUUGAGACUACAUAGGUCACCCAAAGUGAAGUAUACAGCAAGUUGUUUUCAUUAAUUAACUCAGUUGUUCAGUUCAAAAGGACUUGGUAUCGCUAAGCCGCAGGUAAACCGCGUGUUUGGAGCGCACCUCCAACUUUUCUGCGUUUGACCUCCCACUUUUGUCGUGACGUUAUCGUACGGAUGACUCUUAAAAUAUGAAGCGGAGACGCUGAAGUUUUAUGCGGUUCUGUUGUACUUAAAUAGAACAGCACGCUUUCACAUGUCGAACUAAGGAACAACCAAAGAAAAACUAAACUGAAGGUUAUUGCGGCGACGUCCCCGGAUUGUGUUGGAGCAGCCUACUCCAGAUCUACUGAAAUAAAUUAGACUACCGGCGAUUCAGCCUCAGAAAUGAGCGGCGCGAAGAACAAGAUGGAGGACGAGGCGGUGCUGGACAGAGGGGCUUCCUUCCUCAAGCAUGUAUGUGAUGAGGAAGUUGAAGGCCAUCACACCAUCUACAUCGGCGUGCAUGUACCCAAGAGCUACCGGCGGCGGCGGCGGCACCGGCGACGCGGUGCCCCCAAGGAGCGGAGGGAACAGGUGAUGGAGAACACCUCGGACAGGUCGGACGGUGAGAACGCAGAAGAGGCCAGCAGCGGCAUCCUUAAGCCACUCAUUUCUCCAGCGGCCGAGCGCAUCCGCUUCAUCUUGGGAGAGGAGGACGAUGGCCCAGCCCCUCCGCAGCUCUUCACGGAGCUGGACGAGCUCCUGGCUGUGGACGGCCAGGAGAUGGAGUGGAAGGAGACAGCCAGGUGGAUCAAGUUUGAAGAAAAGGUGGAGAAGGGCGGAGAGCGAUGGAGCAAGCCCCACGUGGCCACGCUUUCCUUGCAUAGCCUGUUUGAACUCAGGACCUGUAUAGAGAAGGGCACCAUCAUGCUGGACCUGGAGGCCACCACCCUGCCGCAGGCUGUAGAGAUGAUCACGGACAGCCAGAUAGAGACUGGCCUGUUGAAGGCAGACCUGAAGGACAAGGUCAUGUACACCUUGUUAAGGAAGCACCGUCACCAGACCAAGAAGUCCAACCUGCGCUCCCUGGCUGACAUUGGCAAGACGGUCUCAAGUGCAAGUAGCCCCACCACUGCGCACCGGAAUUUGAUGUCAACCAGCUUGAAUGACAUCUCGGACAAACCAGAGAAGGAUCAGCUGAAGAACAAGUUCAUGAAGAAGUUGCCCAGAGACGCAGAGGCUUCCAACGUACUGGUUGGGGAGGUGGACUUCCUGGACGCCCCAUUCGUGGCUUUCAUCCGGCUGCAGCAGGCCGUCAUGCUGGGUGCACUGACCGAAGUGCCAGUUCCAACCAGGUUUCUGUUCAUUCUUCUUGGCCCAAAAGGCAAAGCCAAGUCAUAUCAUGAAAUCGGCAGAGCGAUCGCCACCCUUAUGUCUGAUGAGGUUUUCCAUGACAUCGCGUACAAAGCCAAGGACAGACAAGACCUUCUGGCUGGCAUAGACGAGUUCUUGGAUGAGGUCAUCGUCCUGCCUCCUGGUGAAUGGGACCCUGCCAUCAGGAUAGAGCCUCCAAAAUCACUCCCCUCAUCAGACAAGAGGAAGAACAUGUAUGCUGGAGGGGACAGCACACAUAUGAAUGGGGACAUGCCCCAUGAAGGUGGACAUGGGGGUGGUGGGCAUGCCAUAGGCGAAGAGCUGAAAAAGACAGGGCGAUUCUGUGGAGGCCUUAUACUUGACAUCAAAAGGAAAGUCCCCUACUUUGCCAGUGACUUCUACGAUGCGUUGCACAUCCAAUCUUUGUCGGCCAUCCUGUUCAUCUAUCUGGGGACGGUCACGAACGCCAUCACGUUCGGGGGCCUGCUUGGGGACGCCACCGACAACAUGCAGGGCGUACUGGAGAGCUUUUUGGGCACGGCUGUCACUGGAGCGGUCUUCUGCCUCCUGGCCGGACAGCCCCUCACCAUCCUGAGCAGCACAGGGCCAGUGCUCGUCUUCGAGAGGCUCCUCUUCAACUUCAGCAGGGACAACCAGUUCGACUACCUGGAGUUCCGGCUCUGGAUCGGCCUGUGGUCGGCCUUCUUCUGCCUUGUGCUGGUGGCGACCGAUGCCAGCUUCCUGGUGCAGUACUUCACCCGCUUCACAGAGGAGGGCUUCUCCUCGCUCAUCAGCUUCAUCUUCAUCUAUGACGCCUUCAAGAAGAUGCUCAGACUGGCCCACUACUACCCAAUCAACUCUGAUUACAAGGCUGACCACGUUACGCUGUACGACUGCAUGUGCAUGGCACCCAGCACAGUAAAUAGCUCAGACGCAUACAACGAUGCAGAUGAAACAUCCAUUGUGUUGGACAACUUAACCGACCUACCCUUCAACACUACCUGGUCCUCGUUGACGAAGAAGGAAUGCCUGAAGUAUGGUGGCAAUCUGGUGGGGAAAGCCUGUGACUUUGUGCCUGACAUCACUCUUAUGUCCUUCAUCCUGUUCUUUGGCACCUAUGCCUGCUCCAUGUGUCUGAAAAAGUUCAAGACCACACCCUUCUUCCCCACCACGGUGAGGAAGCUCAUCAGCGACUUCGCCAUCAUCUUGGCCAUCCUGAUUUUCUGCUGCGUCGAUGCUUUGGUGGGAGUUGACACACCCAAGCUCAUUGUGCCAAGUGAAUUUAAGCCUACGAGCCCACACCGAGGCUGGUUUGUGCCACCGUUCGGUGGGAACCCCUGGUGGGUGUACCUGGCAUCUGCUCUGCCAGCCCUGCUGGUCACCAUCCUGCUCUUCAUGGACCAGCAGAUCACGGCCGUCAUCAUCAAUCGCAAGGAACACAAGCUGAAGAAAGGUGCAGGCUACCACCUGGACCUCUUCUGGGUGGGGGUCCUGAUCGCUGUAUGCUCAUUCAUGGGCCUGCCGUGGUAUGUCGCCGCCACCGUCAUCUCCAUCGCCCACAUUGACAGCCUGAAGAUGGAGACGGAGACCUCAGCUCCUGGAGAGCAGCCUAAGUUUCUGGGGGUCAGGGAGCAGAGGGUGACCGGUGUCUGCGUGUUCCUUCUCACCGGCCUUUCUGUCUUCAUGUCUCCAAUCCUCAAGUUCAUUCCCAUGCCUGUUUUGUAUGGAGUCUUCCUCUACAUGGGCGUGGCCUCACUCAACGGAGUCCAGUUCAUGGACCGCCUGCAACUACUCCUCAUGCCUGCCAAGCACCAGCCGGAUCUGAUCUACCUGCGGCACGUGCCCCUACGCAAGGUGCACCUCUUCACCUUCAUCCAGCUGCUGUGCCUAGCCCUGCUCUGGAUCCUCAAGUCCACCGUGGCUGCCAUCAUCUUUCCGGUCAUGAUCCUGGCUUUGGUUGCAGUGAGGAAGGCCAUGGACUACGUCUUCUCUCAGCAUGACCUCAGUUUCCUGGAUGACGUCAUCCCGGAGAAGGACAAGAAGAAAAAGGAAGAUGAGAAAAAGAAGAAGAAGAAAAGAGGAAGCAUAGACAGUGACGCAGACGAUUCGGACUGCCCCUUCAACGAGACCGUCCCCAGCAUUAAAAUCCCCCUGGACAUGAUGGAGCAGGAGCCUUUCUUGGGGGAGAAAGCCUCCGACAAGGAGAAACCUUUUCAUGAACAAUACACCUCAUGCUGAGAAGCUGCACUGCUGUCAGGACAGCCUGGUGUCAAGUCCAGAGAGACUGUGCCUCAGAUUAAAUGUGCCUCAGAUUAGAAUUAAAAUGGACUCAGACGACGACGACGACGACUACAAAUACUUCUG